CCAUUGGUGAGUUUACCAAAGGCAUCUGCCAGUGGGACUUCAGUGGAAUGUGAAACCAAAUCGUUUUCAAGUUAAAGAUAGACACAGUGGACGCCAGAAACUGGAAGCCGGGUGUUUAAACUCCUGUCUCUCCCUAGAAUUUCAGGAUUGGUUAUGAUCUCAGGGGUAAUUAGCUGUUUGGCUAAAUCUGUUCUCCCACGGACGUGCUAGCAAUCUCCGUGUGCUCUAGAUGAACUGGCACUGAAAAGGUUGAAGAGGGGAUGCUGUACCUGACCCAGGAUAAAUAGGAUUUACAAGCCCCUGGAAGCACGUGAGAAGUCUUCAAAUGCCACAGUCAACUGCUAUUUCAAAGAAAACAAAAUAGAUGGUUCUGGAAAGUCCAUGCUGUUUCUUCAUUGAAUUUUAGAAUGAUUGAAGAUAGUGGAAAAAGAGGAAAUACCAUGGCAGAAAGAAGACAGCUGUUUGCAGAGAUGAGGGCUCAAGAUCUGGAUCGCAUCCGACUCUCCACCUACAGAACAGCAUGCAAGCUGAGAUUUGUGCAGAAGAAAUGCAAUUUGCACCUGGUGGACAUUUGGAACGUCAUUGAAGCACUGCGGGAAAACGCUUUGAAUAACCUGGACCCAAGCAUAGAACUCAACGUAGCCCGCCUGGAGGCGGUGCUCUCCACUAUUUUUUACCAGCUCAACAAGCGGAUGCCAACCACUCACCAGAUCCACGUGGAGCAGUCCAUCAGUCUCCUGCUGAACUUCCUGCUCGCAGCCUUUGACCCGGAAGGCCAUGGUAAAAUCUCAGUAUUUGCUGUCAAAAUGGCUUUGGCUACAUUGUGUGGAGGAAAGAUCAUGGACAAGUUAAGAUAUAUUUUCUCAAUGAUCUCUGACUCCAGUGGAGUGAUGGUGUAUGGAAGGUAUGACCAGUUCCUUCGGGAAGUUCUCAAACUACCCACAGCAGUUUUUGAAGGUCCUUCAUUUGGUUACACAGAACAAUCAGCGAGAUCCUGUUUCUCCCAACAGAAAAAGGUCACCUUAAAUGGCUUCCUGGACACUCUCAUGUCAGACCCUCCUCCACAGUGCCUGGUAUGGCUGCCUCUUCUGCACAGACUGGCAAAUGUAGAAAAUGUCUUCCAUCCAGUUGAGUGUUCCUACUGUCACAGUGAGAGCAUGAUGGGAUUUCGAUACCGAUGCCAACAGUGUCACAACUACCAGCUUUGCCAGGACUGCUUCUGGAGGGGCCAUGCAGGAGGUUCUCAUAGCAACCAGCACCAAAUGAAGGAAUAUACAUCAUGGAAAUCACCUGCUAAGAAGCUAACGAAUGCAUUAAGCAAGUCCCUGAGCUGUGCUUCAAGCCGCGAACCUUUGCACCCCAUGUUCCCAGACCAGCCUGAAAAGCCACUCAACUUGGCUCACAUCGUGCCUCCGAGACCUGUAACCAGCAUGAACGACACACUCUUCUCCCACUCUGUUCCCUCCUCAGGAAGUCCUUUCAUCACCAGGAGCUCUCCUCCCAAGGACAGUGAAGUAGAACAGAACAAAAUGCUGGCUAGGGCUGCUCCAGCCUUUCUGAAGGGCAGAGGGAUACAAUACAGCCUGAAUGUGGCAGACAGGCUAGCUGAUGAACAUGUUCUCAUUGGGUUGUAUGUCAACAUGCUCCGGAACAACCCACCAUGUAUGCUUGAGACUUCAAACCGGCUUGAUGAAGAACACAGGCUGAUCGCCAGGUACGCCGCACGACUGGCAGCAGAAUCCUCCUCAUCCCAGCCCACACAGCAGAGGAGUGCCCCUGACAUCUCCUUCACCAUCGAUGCAAAUAAACAGCAAAGGCAGCUGAUUGCAGAGCUAGAGAACAAGAACAGAGAAAUCUUACAAGAGAUUCAGAGACUUCGGGUAGAACACGAGCAAGCUUCCCAGCCCACUCCAGAGAAGGCUCAGCAGAACCCAACCUUGCUGGCAGAACUCCGCCUCCUCAGACAGCGCAAGGAUGAGCUAGAACAGAGGAUGUCUGCUCUCCAGGAGAGCCGGAGAGAGCUGAUGGUCCAGUUGGAAGGCCUCAUGAAGCUCCUGAAGGAAGAAGAACUGAAGCAGGGAGUAAGUUAUGUCCCCUACUGCAGGUCUUAACUAACAGUGGAGGGCUGCUGUCCUGCUGACCUCAAUGCUUUGGCCUCUAAUGUAUGUUCCUGCUUCAGUUUGGAGAGAAAAAAAAAAACAAAAACAAAAAAACAAACCUACUAAUUUGCUUCCAUUUCAAUGUAGUGCUUGAAUUGAGAUUAUAAGAUUCAGCAUUCUGUUACAACUGUCAAUACUACUGUCGGCAACAAAUGAAGACCUGUUUUGUGUUGAGAAGGGAGAACGACUUGUGUUUCCUUGGGAAGGUUUUGUUCAGAUCCUCGAGGGUGUUAACUUUCAAAUUCAUGUUAUGCUCUUUGAGGUUAUUGCUGGGACCCUUCUCUUGAUAGAAGGUCAGUCAUUGGAGCUCCUCAAAGGUCAAUGUUGUUGCCCAAGCUGCAGCCCCACAAGAGCAAACCUCCACACUGUGAACAUUUAGUUCAGCUUCCAUUUCUCUGAAAAGGCAUAGAAACUCUUCUCAUAAGGAUCGGGUAAUAAAUGCCCUGCCAUCACAUAACAUAAGCUAUGCCACCCAUCCUGUGCUCAUAGAUGUGUUCAAUCCUGUAAGACUGUUCUCGGUAGCCGACUGACUGUCCACUUCACACCUCUUUAGUUCCCUCCAAAGCUGUUGGUUAACAAUGUCCUAUAAAAAAUAGGCAACUUUCUUCCCUUCCGUUCUUCCCGAGGUUCUUUCUGCUCUGUGAUUUUAUAGGUCCUAUAAACACCUAUUUUUCUGUAGAUAGGGGCAUCAUGACCAUUGGGCUGUGUCAUACUCUGAAGCCCUGUUUGACCUUGUAGCAGAAGAAGCUGUACAUGGAGAGAAGUGAAACCAAAGUAGAGCAGAAGAAAAGCAGCUUGAACACCCUGUGCAUGUACCAAAGUGUAUGAUGAUAUUUCCUAGCUCCAUUAUUUAAAGAUAUCACAUUAUGCCCAUGGUGAAUUAGAAACUUGAACCUGUCCGAUUUCAAUAGCUCUGUUAACUCUUCUGUAUGCUCUUUUCUAUUUUCCAUUCUGUGUGUUUGUGUGUAACAGAGAAUGUUUGCAAAACACUGGAAACUUUUUAACUCUUCAUUCCCAAGGUCUGUAAAAACUUAAUAAGAAAAGAAACAUGUUAAACCAAUCUGUAACUCAGACAAUAAAGACGAUGUGCGGCAUUAUUUUGUACAUUAUGAAAAAAUUCCUUUACUGAACUGACGCCAAAUUUUCACCAGGGAUGACUCCCUUGUCUUAAAGAUGCACUGUAUUUGUAGCCUCUACCGUUGUCUGUUCCUGCAUCCCUGGGGUGUGGCUGCUGGACUUCAAUCAUGGCAGAGUGUAUCCCUUGAUAUCUCUUUGCAAACAGGCUUUGCCCUGCCUCUUAUUUUGCAUGCAUAUAGAAACAGAAAAGCUGCUCUAAUCUAAGCUCCCUCCUCCCUCUGGGCAGAGAGGGCAAUCGUCUUGCCUUAAAAUUCAUUUCCCUGGGGACCCCUUCCCUCCAUUUCCCAAGUAUAUUCCGGAAGGCUUUUAUACAUUCAUAGAGCCAGGCUGUGGAAGUGCCCUUUAGGUUGAACUUUGUCAUCUCCCUUUCUAUCCCUUUCCUGUGCAGCCCCUCCCAGCCUCUGCAUGUUGAAGGUUCACCCCAAUAAGGGCUGUAGCAUGGAUAGAAGCCAUCUGCCAGAAACCCAAAUGUAGGUUACACACUCAUUCACUCUUAUCUCCUCGGUUUCUACUCAAGCUUCUCUUUAAACCGUCCUCGGGUCAAGGGCACUUACAACGCAGCUUAUAAACAGCAGCUCCACAAAACUGAAAUAGAAGACGGAGGAACUGAGGAAGAGAAAAUGGGGCAAGGGUAUUCUGAACACUUUAGCAGCAAAACAAAAGAGGGAAAAGCAAUCCAGAGUUUUAUCAGCAUAGAAAUACCACUUCAUGGAAGUUCAGAGUAUCUUCCACAUUAGGUACUAAAGCAAGCCUUCAUUCAGAUCGUUAUAGAAAAGUACCGAACAAUAUAAUAGAAAAAUUCAGUGGUGGAUUGCAAGUGGCCAUUGCUUAUACUGAUCUUUAGUCAAAACUAAAGCCAGAACCUCAUCAAAUCCAACCCCAUUGAGAUAGUCCUGUGAGAAAAUGAGCAAAUUCCUUCCAAAUCUCUUUCUCGUGGUUGAACAUGAUCUAAGGAGAGAAUUUAGAGGUCUUACACUGGCCUUUACUUCUAAAUUCUGUUUUAUGAGCCUUUCCCCUUCAGGAAAAUUCUCUUUGUAAAAAUCAAACUCAAAAUACCCCAUAGCACAAAUCAUGCUUGAUUUAAUAACCUCUACUUGUUUUAUAAUAAAUCUGUGUGGUUCAAUGUAGUGUUUUAUUAUACUGGCAUCUACAAGCUCUACAUAUACUGUUUCUUGUUACAGGUAAUGCAUGAAAUUAUCCCCCUUGAGGAGAGAACAUGAAUUUAAAAAAAAUAGUGCCUGUAAUAUAACAUGAUUAUGGUAUCACAAGCAA
Messenger RNA from Mus pahari (shrew mouse), 4568 nucleotides. It is a transcript of the gene Dtna, whose product is annotated as dystrobrevin alpha. NCBI's taxonomy places the organism in Eukaryota, Metazoa, Chordata, Mammalia, Rodentia, Muridae. Gene Ontology annotation, cellular component: plasma membrane; synapse. Bases 408 to 2111 code for a protein of 567 amino acids. Gene Ontology annotation, molecular function: zinc ion binding. The transcript has 18 exons. Gene Ontology annotation, biological process: synaptic signaling. The record is from RefSeq and is a predicted model, not a curated record.